Molecule: messenger RNA, 2393 nt
Organism: Rhea pennata
Lineage: Eukaryota; Metazoa; Chordata; Aves; Rheiformes; Rheidae
Gene: INPP5J
Product: inositol polyphosphate-5-phosphatase J
Exons: 12
Coding region: 73-1872 (599 amino acids)
Biological process (GO): phosphatidylinositol dephosphorylation; negative regulation of peptidyl-serine phosphorylation
Cellular component (GO): cytoplasm; ruffle; plasma membrane
Molecular function (GO): phosphatidylinositol-3,4,5-trisphosphate 5-phosphatase activity; phosphatidylinositol-4,5-bisphosphate 5-phosphatase activity
Source: RefSeq, a predicted model, not a curated record
GGCUCUGCGGGAAGGGUGGCGGAGGACGGCUCGUUCCGCAUCACAGUGGUCACCUGGAACGUGGGCACAGCUAUGCCCCCAAACGAUGUGACAUCCCUGCUUCAUCUCAACACAGGCACGACGAAUGAUGCAGACAUGAUCGCCAUUGGGCUGCAAGAGGUGAACUCCAAGUUAAACAAGCGCCUGAAGGAUGCCCUGUUCACAGAUCAGUGGAGCGAGCUCUUCAUGGACGUUCUGAGCCCAUUCCACUUUGUCCUGGUCAGCACGGUACGAAUGCAAGGCUUGUUCCUGCUGAUAUUUGCCAAGUACUACCACCUCCCCUUCCUGCAGGACAUCCAGACAGAUUGCACCAGGACAGGGCUGGGCGGCUGCUGGGGCAACAAGGGUGGGGUGAGCAUCCGGCUCUCCAUCUUCGGCCACAUGGUCUGCUUCCUGAACUGCCACCUGCCAGCGCACCUGGAGAAGGCAGAGCAGCGCAAGCAGGACUUCGCCACUAUACUGCACAUGCAGCAGUUCGAGGGGCAUACGGCCAGCAGCAUCCUGGACCAUGACCUUGUGUUCUGGUUUGGGGACCUCAACUUCCGCAUUGAGAGCCUUGACAUCCGCUUUGUGAAAUAUGCCAUUGACAGCAACAUCUUAAGUCAGCUUUGGGAGAAGGACCAGCUAAAUAUUGCCAAGAACACCUGGUCUGUCCUGAGUGGCUUUGAGGAGGGACCUCUGAACUUCCCACCCACAUUCAAGUUUGACGUGGGCACCAACAAGUAUGACAGCAGUGUCAAGAAGCGAAAGCCGGCUUGGACUGACCGCAUCCUCUGGAAGAUCAAGUCUCCCAGCGCUGGGCCAGGUGUGGCUGGGUGCCAGCCUGGCUGGGGUGGCCUGUCGGUGAGCCAGCUCUGCUACUGCAGCCACAUGGAGUACACUGUGAGUGACCACAAACCUGUGGCUGCCAUCUUUGCAGUGCAGUUUGCUUCCAAGGCAGACAACCCCCCAGUUGAGAUCUAUGUGGCUGAUGAGUGGAGCAGGCCUGAGGAAGCUGUUGUCAGGUACAAGAUGGCUGCUGACUUCCACCGGAGCUCCUGGGACUGGAUAGGCCUCUACCAGGUGGGUUUUCGGCAUCCCAAAGACUAUGUGUCCUAUGUCUGGGCCAGGAGUGAUGAUGAAGACUGCUGCAUGGAGAAGCAAGUCUGUGCACAGGUGGUGUUCUCAGAGGAGGCGCUGCCCAAGGGGAGAGGCGAGUACAUCCUGGGAUACUACAGCAACAACUCCAGCAGCAUCGCUGGCGUGACGGAGCCCUUCCAGAUCUCCCUGUCCAGGUCAGAGGAGGGCUCUGAAGAAGAAGAUGACAGCACGCUGGUCCUGUUGGCCUCUAAAUCCCGAAGUCCCAGCCCAGGCAAGAUGAAACAGCACCGGAGCCGAAGCCCUACCUUGGCCAAGUUCCAGGGCCUCAUCCUACGGCCGUCAAGCCGGGAGCGGGGCACCAGCCGCAGCCCCUCACCCCAAAGCCGCCGGGGCCUCACAGGGCACAUCCCUGCCAUCCACCUGCCCAAGCCGGAGCCAGGGUGCUGUGGGGCCAAAGCCAAGGAACCAGGGCAAGCAGCCGAGUAUCAGGAGGGCAGCUCGGGCUCCUUCUACCAGACUGCAUGGGAGCAAUGCGGCCUGUGGCAUGUCUCUGCUGACAACUUCUUGGCCAGGGCUGAUCCCAGGAACCUGGGCCUGCUGCCUGCGCUCCGUUUGGAGACAGUUGACCAGACCACAGGCCAUCGGAGAGAGAGUGUGGACCAAGGCUACCCCUGCAGGAAGAUGAGCCUCACCGGGGACCCAUGCAGCACCUCCCCAAGGGAGGACCAGGCCCCAAGAGUUGGGCAGCCAUAAUCAUGCCAUGGGACACUAAUUCAGCAGCCCCACCAUUCACGUAAGGUGCUUGCUGUGUGCUUUUCUCUACCACUUUCCUGCCGAAACAUCCUCUCCCUUAUUUAUUGCAGUGAAUAACCCUCUGUACCUGUAACCUGUUGUAUACCCGGCUUAUAGAAGUCUGUCCCUGGCCCCCACUGCCUGAGCUGCUGCCCUGGUCGUGGAGGAGCUGUGAGGUAGCACAGCUGGGACAUAAGGGACAGGAAGAAAGUCUGGUGCUGCAGUGGGGGUGGCUGGGAGAAGCCAUUCAUGAAAUUCAAAGGCAAGUCAGGGCAAAACACAUCCAGGCCAAGGCACUUCAGUCCUGCUGGAGGAGCACUGGCCUCCCAUCUGCUCCAGAUGUGGAGGUAGGACUAUCCUAGGCCAUUGGGUUGGUGUAGGUACUUGGAAGAUCAAAGCUUGCACCUCCCCUGCUCCUACCACUGUGCCUCAACCUUAGACAUACUGCAAGUAACAAAAUAAACCAUCCUGCUGUCCCUGUC